AUGGCAUUUCUUUCUUCUGGGCGUGCCUCGCCCACUUCUUCCUGCAUUUCUGAUAAUAUUAAUCCAUCAUCCCCCCCCCGAGACACCCGAAGUACCCAACCUGUUGCUCCCUCGCCUUCUCAGGAAAACCCGCAACAGCAGCAACAGCAUCCGCCCCCGACGCAGCAGCCAGAUUGCAACAGCAACAUUUCUUUAUCUCCUCCUCCUCCUUCUUCUGUUCUAGAGUUACCUUCGGCCCCCUCUGCUUCUGCUUCUGCUGCUGCUACUGCUACUGCAGCCGCUGCAGCAGACACCUCCCGCAGCACAACCCCCGCAACGACGGAGGACCAGGCCGGGGGUCCUCUCUCUGAGGCUCACACUCCGAAGACGAAUUCGGGUUCAAGUUCUGCUCAGGACGCCUUUAUUUUAAAGAUGUCUCCCCCUCUAGGGAAAAUGUUGAGUGAGGAGGUUACCAGCACUUGUGGCUGGGCCGAGGGCAGCAAGCUAUCUCAAGGCACUGCAGCAAACGCGUCUGCAGCAGCACGCGAUGCAGCAGCACAGAAUGAGGAUAUAUCGGAGGUUUCUUUAUCCGGGAAUUCUCGCCAGAGCCUGAGUAUUGCAUCAGGGGAGGCAGCAGAAGGCGCAGCGGGAGAAACAGCAAAGCGGCAGAGCUUGUUGGUUCCGUGUUUAGCUGUCUUUUCUAGCAACUACAACUUUGUAGUGACGUCAAUUGCUUUAUUUCUGAUGAAUCAAGAUCCGGUGUAUAGGCAGACACUGGAGUCUGUCGUAGGAAACGGAACCAUAAAGAUGCUAUCUUACGCGGGCGCUAUAGCAGGAAUGUGUAUAAUGGGUCAUCUAGGGGACCUUAUAGGGCGUCGUUUAGCAAUGAUUUGCACAUUAUUUCUCGUUGCCUUCGGCGCCUUAGGCUCUGCUGUUUUCUCUUGGGGCUCUGCUUUAUCUGUAACGAUUAUUUUAGGGGUAUUUCGUUUUGUUUUAGGAGUUGGGUCCGGCGGAGUAUAUCCUUUAAGUGCAGUUACAGCUGCGGAGGGCUCGAACUCUAUAAAAGAAGAUGAUAGAUGUUUGCGAGUAUCAUGGGCGUAUUCUAUGAAUGUCCCAGGCAUUCUUUUUCCCUAUGUCCUCGCUCUUCUAUUGUGGUGGUGGAGCUCAGCUUCUGUUGAAGUUUGCUUUCGAGUAUUGCUGUGCUUCGGUGCUGUUCCUGCAUUUCUUGUAUGGCUUCCUGCUUGGAGACUAAAAGACUCGCGGGAGUACGUACACCCGAACUUCGCCUCCAAGUUGUUGCAUGUUUUCGUAAAGCGUGCAUACUGGAGGCAGCUGCUAGGCACUGGGGUUUGCUGGUUAUUAUAUGAUGUUACAGCUUACGGUAUUUUGCUUGUUCAGCCGGAGAUAACGGAGUUAAUAUGGGGGAAGAAGACAGUAGUAGAAGACGUAAUAAAACAGAACAUCCUUCUAAAUGCAAUAGGCAUUCCAGGGUGUUAUAUGGGGAUCCUCGUGCUGAGACAAAUGGGAGUAAAGUGGCUCCAGUUCUGGGGCUUUGUAGGCUUAGCAGGCUCUGCCUUCUUGCUUGCUGCUGCAGCCCAUGCACUUGAGGGAUGCGGCUGGGCCCAGCUAGCGCUGCUCGCAGUUGUCAACUUCUUCAUCAAUUGGGGGGCCAGCAUCACCACCUUUAUUCUUCCUUCUGUCGUCUUCCCGCCCUCAGUUCGUUCUACUUACGCCGGUAUAUCGGCGGCUAUGGGUAAAGUAGGAGCUGUAGGGGGUAUUUAUAUUAUGAAGAUGGCUCUAGCGAACUGGGGAUUAUGCCCAAUGAUGAUUUGUGCAGGGGUGCCUUCAUUGAUCGCUGCAGCUCUCACAUUCUUCUUCGUUAGCCCAUCACCGCAAUCGGCGACUGCAGCUUUAAAAGAUUGCUUCGGUAGUCUUGGGGGCUGUAUUCCCUUCGUUGACUGCAGAAGAAGAAGGAAAAUGUAA
Messenger RNA from Eimeria acervulina, 1962 nucleotides. RefSeq names its product transporter, putative. The record is from RefSeq and is a predicted model, not a curated record. The transcript has a single exon. Bases 1 to 1962 code for a protein of 653 amino acids. Gene Ontology annotation, cellular component: plasma membrane. Gene Ontology annotation, biological process: carboxylic acid transport; transmembrane transport. Gene Ontology annotation, molecular function: carboxylic acid transmembrane transporter activity. Lineage: Eukaryota; Apicomplexa; Conoidasida; Eucoccidiorida; Eimeriidae.